Molecule: messenger RNA, 1848 nt
Organism: Vigna unguiculata (cowpea)
Lineage: Eukaryota; Viridiplantae; Streptophyta; Magnoliopsida; Fabales; Fabaceae
Cellular component (GO): nucleus
Source: RefSeq, a predicted model, not a curated record
GAUAAUCCAACAGUGGAAAAUAAAACAUUCGUGAUGAAUGUUUAUGGGGUAACCUUGACUCAAAAUUGUGUUCUUAUGAUCAUAGUGUUGGUGAUAUUACCCUUCCUAGGGUUGCUUUUCUGGCUAGAAAACAAGUUAUCCAAUAACAACAGUUCCAGUGAGGAGAAUGAUUUGAAAGAACAUGUGCAGAUCAGUGAUGACAGAAACAACUACAUAUUCUCUGAACACAGUGCUUGCUCCUUCUGUGGCAGAUUAAUAAGCAACACCACAGUUUCAACAUGCUCACGCUGCAAAACUGCCAUAUAUUGCUCAAAAACAUGCAAUUUUAAGCACUGGAGGCUUUUCCAUAGAUAUGAAUGUGUUGAGAUUGAAGGGUCAGAAGAUCAACAAGAAUCACCUUCUCAUGAAUGUCUUAUCAUGGAAAAACACUCAUCAAAUGAAGUUGAAGAGAGAAUAUAUGAAGAAGAAGGUGUUUACUGUAUUGAAGGAGGAGAAAACAGUGAUGAAAGAUCAUUGAUGUGUGGAAAUAAUGGCAUUGUGAAUAAUAAUGAAGGGUGUGCAGUGUGUGGAAAUCCAAGUUCUAAAGUGUGUUCAAGAUGCAAAGCCAUAAAAUAUUGCUCAAGAACAUGCCAACAUUUCGAUUGGAGAUCAGGGCAUAAACUUCAAUGUCUUGUUGAGAUGGAAAAUUCAAAUCAGGUUGUAAAUCAUGCGAAUUCAUAUGAAGUGGAAGAUGAUGUCCAUUCAUCUAGUCCUCUUUGCUUGGAGUUUUACUCAGCAGGAAACACGAGUUCUAGGGCCCUGAUUCCAACUUCUUUGUCUCAGGAAGCAACCAAGAAUCCCCAGAAGGAGGUUGAAGAACAAUUGAGAAGCCUAAAAGAAGAAUUGAAAAAGAUCAAAGAAGAGAACAAAUGGUUACGAUCAGAGCGUGACGAAUGGGAAGUGAGAACAAGGAAUUCUAUAGAUAGACUUUACAGCUUCAGGAAAGAAAAUGAACACCAGCUUUUCAUUUUGAAGCAUGAGAAUGAAUUGAUGUCAAAUGCUGAGAAGCAAGCCACUCAAAUGGUUAACGGUUUAUCUCAAAGGGUACACUGCUUGCAGAUUGCAGUGGAAAGUGGAGUUAAAGAGAGGAAAAAACAAGAAGAAUAUAUACAUAUGCUGCAGAAGGAAUGUGCUAAGGUUAAGAUAGAGCUACAAGAAGAAAAGAAAAAUGUCAAAAAGCUUACAUUAGAGUUUGAGAAGACUAAAUUUCCUGUGAGAGUAACAGAAGACACAAGGCAGAAGUUAGUCAAUGCUUCCACUGAAAUUUCAACUGUUAAAUCCAAUGUUGCUGGUGCUGAGGUGUCGCAGCCAAUUAGUUUAAGCAGAAACCUAUCCUCUACAAGACAGGGUUGUUCGAUUUGCCUAACCAAUGAGAAGAACAUGGCCUUUGGUUGUGGACACAUGGUAAACUCAGAAAAACACUACCAUUUUUCCAUGUUUUAUUUACAUGCAAUGAUGGUUGGCAAAUGGUUCAAAUGCAGACAUGUUUGGAGUGUGGAUCAAAAAUUCGCAAGUGCCAUAUAUGUCGAAUGAAGAUUACGAAUCGUAUUAGGUUGUUUCUUGAUUAAUUGAGGGAAGAGUUAUAGCAGGCCAUUUAUGCCAUCACGUGUGUUUCUGCAACAACAUUAAAGAGACAUGUUUUUGUUUUUCACUUCGGCUACAUAUGUUUUGCAAUAAUAGCAAAUCUUGACCAUUACAUUUUACAAUGACAGUCAAGAUUAUUGAUAAAUAAAGGUCAUUUGACCAUGUGUAUAUUAUAUGUGCUCUGUGUGAAUAUAUCAAAUUCUGUGGACAGUAAUAUUUUGUUGA